UUAUCUGGCUGUAGACAAGGAGAGCUAGAAACAGCCACAGCUCCCUUUGCCGACUGGUGCACAGAGGGAGUGUAUAUGUUUGUGUCUGUGUUAUGUGUCUGUGGAUGUGUGAGUCUGAAGCGUGAACUGUGGAUGAUGCAUUGGGUUGCAACUGGAGCUGCUGCUGGUGAAUAAUGCAGACAAGGGCACGGAGUUUGGAUAGCAUGCAGGGAGCUAGAUUAAUAAUGCAUCCUGUGGAGUUACAUGCUCUGUAUUAGUUAGUUUUGCUGGAACCUGUAGCUGCCUACAGUCUGCCUACCUGUGUUACUGACUUCCCGCCUACCUUUCUCCCUGCCUUGCCAGCCUUUCUAUCUGACUGGUGGACUGUCUGACUUACUCAGAAAAUGUCUCACUACCAUUUCAUCAAAUGCUGUUGCUUCCAGCUAUGUAAUGUGUUUCGUCAGAACAUGGAGAUAGACCAGUGUCUGCUGGAGUCUCUCCCCGUUGGCCAGCGGCAGCGGCUGGUCAGAAGGAUGCGCUGUGACCAAAUAAGAGCGUAUUAUGAGAGGGAAAAAAACCUUCAGCGCCAGCAAGGUGGGAUCAAGAUUCGAGUCCCUCCCAUCCACCGCAAGAAGCAUAGCGUCCGUUUCAGCCAUGUCGACGUCAUACAAGAUGCCAUCAUUCGUCAUGACGACAAAGAAGUGUUACAUCUCCUGAAGGAGGGAGCUGACCCCAACACUCCCAUUUCUUCCGGGGGAUCGUUGCUACAUCUGUGUGCUCGGCAUGACAACGUGUUCGCGGCAGAGCUUCUGAUUGAACGAGGCCUGAAUGUUAACCUGCAGGACGAAGACCUCUGGACAGCCCUACAUGUAGCAUGUGUGUGUGACCAUGCGGAUAUGGUGCUGCUGCUGCUGCUGGCUGGAGUGAACGUUAUGCUGCAGGACGUCAAUGGAAACAUUCCUCUGGACUACGCCUCUGAGGGAACUGAGAGCAGCUACAUUCUACGUAAACACCUGGAGGAAAAUGGUGUGGAUGUGUCAUCCGUGCAUGCCAUAAAGACACAGAGACCCAGCACCAUGUUGUCUGAUGUUAGACAACUUGUAGCCACAGGAGGAAGCCUCAACCAGCCCAGUGAUGAUGGUGUCACUCUGCUUCACAUAGCAUGUGCCAGUGGUUACAGGGAUGUGGUGUGCUUGCUGCUGCAGAGUGGGGCAGAUCCUCAUCCUGCUGACAACAACUUUUGGACCCCCCUCCACCUGGCUGCUAAAUAUGGACAGACAAGCAUCGUUAGCCAGCUCCUGAGGCACAGGGCAAAACCGACCGACAUUGCAGCAUCACAGCCCAUAGCUGAUAUGCUUCUGAAUGCAGAGGAGAGCUGGCUGCAGAGGCUGAAGGACCCCUCCGCUCCUCUGCCCGCCACUGACCAACACUAUGAUGGAGGCUCUCACGACAUCAACACUCCUGUGAAAAACUUGCAUCCCCUAGGUCUCACUAUUGCUAAACGGGACAGUCUGCUGGAGAAGUGUGCCAUGUUUACAGAUGCAUUUGGUUCACUAAGCCGACAGCCAUCGCAGGACAAUGGCCUAGAUGGUCCAUUUAACUCCGGAGCCAGUAAACUUGAGCAGGUCAAGCUGAUGCCUCCAGCACCCAAUGACGACCUGGCUUCCCUCAGCGAGCUGACCGACAGCAGCCUGCUCUAUGAGAUGCAGAAGCGCUUUGGCAAUGACCAAAUCUAUACUUACAUUGGGCACAUUGUUCUGCUGGUCAAUCCAAACAAAGAACUUCCAAUCUAUUCCUCUCUGGUGAGUCAGUUGUACCUGAGCUCCACAGGUCGUCUGUGCUCCUCUCUGCCCCCUCACAUCUUCUCCUCAGCAGAGAGAGCUUAUCACAUGAUGCUGCAUGAGAGACACCCGCAGUGUUUCAUUUUAAGUGGUGAAAGUGGUUCUGGGAAAACUGAGGCAUGCAAGCACAUAGUGAGACAUCUGACAGCCCGCUCCAGCCCCAAAGGCUUUGCGCUGGAAUCCAGAAUGAAACAUGUGAACUGUAUUCUGGAAGCCUUUGGUCAUGCAAAGACCCAGAGGAACAACAACUCAAGCCGUUUUAUGAAGCUGUUGACCAUCCAAUACUGUGAUAAGAGGAGGAUGCUGCUCCGAGCUCGUGUCCACACCUACAUGCUGGAGAAGUCUCGUCUGGUCCACCUGCCUCCUCACCAACACAGCUUCAGCAUCUUCUAUCUGAUGGCUGAAGGCCUGAUGCCUGAGGAGAAGAGUGCACUUUAUCUCAACAACGUUCUGGCUCAUAGGUAUCUUAGUGGAGGAUUUCCAGGAGAGAAUCUUCCAGUACCUACAGCCUCUACACAGAGCAGGGAAUGCCUGGUAGCAGUCAAGCAAGCCCUGCGAGCCCUCGGCUUCAAUAAACAGGAGGUUGACUCAGUGUUUACACUGCUAUCUGCUGUGCUCCAUAUUGGGGACCUGCGUUUUACUGCAUUGACAGAUGCCGAUACAGCCUUUCCUUCUGACUUGCAGCUGCUGGACAAAGUUGCUGGAAUGUUGCAGGUUUCCUCCAGUGAUUUAAGCACUGCCCUCACCUCAGACAUUCAGUAUUUCAAAGGGGAUGUGAUCACUCGGCGGCAUACAGUAGAAAUGUCAGAGCAAUACAGAGACCAGCUUGCGAAGGCCAUCUAUGGACGCCUCUUCAACUAUCUGGUGAACAGUAUCAACGAGUACCUGCAGGGACAAGAUGACAGCAUUGGUGAUCCUGCCUUGGAAAUUGGGAUCUUGGACAUCUUUGGGUUUGAAGAUUUUCAGAGGAAUGGAUUUGAACAGCUAUGCGUGAACGUGACCAAUGAGCGGCUGAGGCAGUACGUCUCUGAGGUGCUGUUCCAGCAGGAGCAGGCUGAGUGUCUGCAGGAGGGUAUUCCCAUGGAGACCCCACACUCCCCUGGAAACCAGUCAGCCGUUUUAGACUUUUUUCUUCAGAAGCCUCAGGGACUGCUGUGUGUGCUGGAUGAGGAGAGCCAGAGCCUGCGGCCAGCGGAGCAGACCCUUUACAAGAGGCUAUCAGCCCAGCUGGACUCCAACCCGGUUCAUGGCCUCUCUCUCACUACCAAGGAUGGCAACGGAAACCCUCCACCCAAAGAUCAGGGCCCAGCUUUCACUGUCAGCCACUAUGCUGGACAGGUUUCAUAUGACCUGACAGGAUCGCUUACAAGGAAUAAGGACUCCUUUCCUCAGAAUCUCUUGUUUACAAUGAAGUCCAGUGAGAGUGUGUUACUGCAGAAGCUCUUCCAGGCCAAGCUGACUCAGACUGGAUCUCUGGUGCCAGCAGCCCAGGGAUGCAUAGGGCUAAGGGGGCCUAAAGCCGCCUUGUUGCUCCAAAGAAUGCAGUCAACCUCCCAUGUCCCUGCCAGCUUUGUCCCCCAAAAGCCCCGGAGGUACCAUGACCUUACCAAGAUCUUGAAGAAGAAAGGUUCAAGUUCCUUCCUCCAAAGGCUAGAAAGGUGUGGACCCAUCACAGCAGCUGUCCAGCUGAGGAACUCACUGUCAGAGGUGAUCAGUAAACUUCAGGCUUGCACUCCCCACUUUGUGGAGUGUGUGCGCCCCAACACUAGCGGUCAGCCAGGCAGUUUUGACAGCUUCCAUGUGUCUACCCAGCUACAAUACAUCGGGGUGCUUGAGAUGGUGCGCGUGAUCCGUUAUGGCUACCCUGUCCGCCUGUCGUUCCCAGGCUUCCUCAGCAGAUAUAAAGACCUUGUGGUCCCAACUUUGGGAGACAAGAAGAAAUUGUCACCAGAGGAGCGAUGUCGCUCAGUUCUGCAACAGUCCAAACUCCAAGGAUGGCAGAUGGGCAGCAGUAAAGUGUUUCUGAGGUACUGGCAGGCAGACCAGCUCAACGACCGCUGCUACCAGCUUCACAAAAAGACCAUCACCUGUCAGAAAGUGGUCCGUGGGUGGCUGGCCAGACAGCGGGUUCAUCGCAGGCUGUCACUACAGCAGAAAGAGGAGUGCAGUGUGCAGCGUUUCCUCCAGGGGGCAGAGGACAUGGGGCUGCGAACCUAUGACCAAUUGGUCAUCCAGAAUGCAUCGGACAUUGCACGAGAGAGCGACCGCUUGCGCUGCCAUGGCAACAGCCUUCUGAAUAGUCUUAGCAACAGCCCACCACUUGGUGAGAGGCCUGAACCGGUGGGCAAGGAGGAGGAUCAGCCUGUCAGGAGGGUUGUGGAGAAAAGUGGGAAAGUCCAGGAGGGCCCUGUCAAUGGGGGCAGUCGGGUUAUUCGUCACUUUCGGUCCAGCUCAGUUCCCACCCCUCUCGCCAUGGAGAGCAUGGUCCAUUCCUCUAGUCCACCCAUCAAACCUGCCCUGCAGCAGCUAGCUCAUACCAGUGAGGACGGAGCAGGUGGAGGAAGUCUUUCCUCUCCUAGGAAGCAACCUCCUCCCAAACCAAAGAGGGACCCCAACACUCGUCUGAGUGCAUCUUAUGAAGCAGUUAGUGCCGGGUUGAUGAUGGCAGCCAAAGAGAACCCCACUCCAGAGGGCUAUGGUUCGCCAGCUGGAAGCCCCCCUAAAGCCCAGCUGUCCCCCACAGACCCUGCAGGUUUGUCCAAGCCCCGCCCUCACAGUGAUGACUACACCACCAUGAGGAAGGUGCCACCCCCAAAACCUAAGCGAAGUCCCAACACUAAGCUCACAGGCUCGUAUGAGGAGAUCAAUGCUGUAGCACCCCAACUCCACCAGCUGCGGCCCGCUGAUGUAAAGCUGGCCUUGCUGUCCCGUGCUGGAGGAUUUGGAGGUUUUGGUGGUUUGAUGCAGAAAGCAGCCUCCAUAGAUACUCCACAAGGGGUAGCACUGAGCCUGUACCAGGACCAUGAUGAAGAGGAUGUGUACAUAGAGAUGUUGGGCUCCCAGCCACGGGCACGGAAUCUCCAGGAGCCCCCUGAUAGUCCAGAACAGGCUGACUCAGAAGCUGUCUAUGAGGAGAUGAAGUAUUUCCCUCCUGAAGAUGGUGGACCUCCUGCUGCUGGGGUUACCAAAGCAGCCAAACUGGAGGCUCUAGGCUUAGGCCUGGUGGGAUUAGGGUCCUCUCCUCCUCAGAGCAGGGAGACCAAACGCAUGGCAGCAGGGGGGAUCACUGCCAUGGACAUUGCUCACUCACAGAGUACAUUUACAGGUGGAGCUCCCAAAUCUCAGCACGGAAAAGAUGGCAGCUGUGAUAUCCCUGCUCCUUUCCCCAACUUGCUCCCACACCGUCCACCUCUUCUGGUGUUUCCCCCCUCACCCGUUACCUGCUCUCCUGCUUCUGAUGAAUCACCACUCACCCCACUAGAGGUAAAAAAGCUACCAGUGUUUGAGACAAACCUAAACUAUGCCACUGGUCCAGACAGCCCCCUGUCCCCACAGUAUGCCCGCCAGAGGGCUGAUUCCUCCCCUAGCCUCACAGUCCUUAUGCCAGAGAAGAAGUCUACACCGCCACUCACUCCUCCGCCUGCACCUCCACCUCCUCCCCCCAGUGCCCCCCCUCCUCCCUACAGACCUCCUUCACACUUCACCUUCCCACCUGAGGCCAGCUUCCUAGCUCUGACGCGAGCAACAUCUGUCACAGGGGGCUCAGAUUCCCCCAAAACACCUUCACAAAGGGCAGGUGGGGAGCCACUGGGGAAGCCACCUCCCUACUCCCCAGUGAAGAUGUCUCGUCCCGAGCCUCGAAGAGCACACUCAUGCUCCUCCUCUCCCCUGCUGUUCAACCCAGCCAAUGGCAGGCCGCUGACCAGCCCCAUGGAUGAGCUCAACACUCUGUUCAGCUCUGGGCGCAGCCUGCUGAGAAAGUCCACGUCUGGCCGCAAGAUGAGAGAUGGAGGAUUCAAUUCUAAUAUCAAUUUGCCAGGGAGG
This is a messenger RNA of Monopterus albus (swamp eel), 5864 nucleotides long. RefSeq names its product myosin XVI (gene myo16). The transcript has 33 exons. Lineage: Eukaryota; Metazoa; Chordata; Actinopteri; Synbranchiformes; Synbranchidae. Gene Ontology annotation, biological process: phosphatidylinositol 3-kinase/protein kinase B signal transduction; neuron projection morphogenesis; negative regulation of G1/S transition of mitotic cell cycle. The record is from RefSeq and is a predicted model, not a curated record. Gene Ontology annotation, cellular component: nucleoplasm; myosin complex; perinuclear region of cytoplasm. Gene Ontology annotation, molecular function: actin filament binding; ATP binding; cytoskeletal motor activity. The annotation marks the transcript as partial.